AAACCCUAAAACCUCUCGGCAAUUGGCUCUUCUCCGCCUCCGUCGCCUAGCCCACCCAUUUGAAACCCUCACCACCCGGCACACUUGUUCUGAACACCUUCGACAACAGCCCACACUCCUCCCACUCUCCUCCUCCUGAGUGCAGAGAAUGGAUGAGACAUACUGGGACUCUCUCUUGGACCUAAUCAAGAAGGGCAGUGAUGGAGAUACAAUUAUGGUUCCCAACAACGACUCCAAGUUUUUCAUUUACGAUGCCAUGGACGAUUUGAAGACUGCCGGUACGCUAGUGGAAUAUAAGGGCAAGAAGCGCGCUCGCAAGGUCUAUCGCGCCCUCCACCAUGCUAAGGAGACCGAUGAGCACUUUCUUCUGCCGGUGCGAUUCAUUGCCGAUAAGUAUUGGGUAUUCCCAAUGCGUCUAAUCUCUUGGGGUGAUUGGUUGUCAGUCCUUCGAAAAGAUCCACCAGCUCUCGGUGAAGUGCCGAAAAUUGUCUCGUCAGUGUGGAGACAAAUUACUAAAGUGGUCAAGAGUCUCUUCUUAAAAAAAAAAAAUUGUUUUGCAAAAGUGUCGGACUCAUUUGGAAUCACAAGAGACAACAAGGUCUACUGUUACGCCCCGCCAGGUUGGUUUAGAUUUGAGCACGUCUCUGAAAAUUUUCUUCUUUACAUUUGUGAUUCUGAACACUUGUUUAUGUUUGUAGGUAGUAAAACCGACUUUCAUACCAACCUGACUGACUUGAGCGACAUGGCGGACGACUUGAUAGGUUGCCUUCGACUUUUGAAGAAUCGAUUUCAAGUUUCAAGCUUGAAUGCCACCAUUGAUAGGUUCGUUGAUUUUCGCGAUUUUGUCCGAGUAACCUACCUGGAUUGGCUGAGGAGGGAAGGUGACCAGUUGUCUGCGGGGACUCGAUUUCAACUCCAACUGUUUUGUUUACAUCAUCCUGCGUCAUUCGACGAUGCCGGCUUCCUUCGUUUCUUCAAUAAUCUGGGUCUUAUCGGAGAUAGGGAUGAACCUACCAAUUUGGGUAAUCAAGCAGAAUUUCGGGAUCAUAUAUGGGACACACUCAAUGACUGGAGACAGACCGUGUCUGUUGAUGAGCAACUCAAAAGGAGUUCUGUUUCAUUCGAUCAAUCAAGAGCCAGAAGGCGAUCAACAGCAAAAUCCAAAACCGAAGUAUCACAUCCGGGAUCUUCCUGCUUUCUGUCUUAAUGCCAUGAAGCACUAUAGGCAACAUGCACCUCGAGACAAUGUUUCAGCGAGGAGGACAACGAGGAGUCAAGUAAUAUGCCGCUUGUGUGAUCUGAUUCCUAACUUAACUGAAAUUAUGUACAUGGGGUACAUGAUGGCAGUUAUAACAGAUAAAUACAUUGAUCCCUAUGGUCCAGUUGUCAUCCUAACUGAAGACACCUAAGGGUGGAUGUGAGGCUGAACAAGCAAAUCUGAGCAGAAGAAUCAGGAGUGUCUCAAGAAGAAUUAGGGUGUCAUAUUUUGAAAUGAUUUAGGGUGUUAAAUUGUAUUAAGCCAGUGCUUGGUAGGCAGUAUUACGUUAAUCCUUUUGACAAAACAUUCAUCUGAGCAGAAG
This is a messenger RNA of Fragaria vesca subsp. vesca, 1580 nucleotides long. RefSeq lists its product as uncharacterized. NCBI's taxonomy places the organism in Eukaryota, Viridiplantae, Streptophyta, Magnoliopsida, Rosales, Rosaceae. The record is from RefSeq and is a predicted model, not a curated record. The coding region runs from base 149 to 1207 and encodes 352 amino acids. The transcript has 2 exons.